Oreochromis niloticus (Nile tilapia) is the source of this 8175-nucleotide messenger RNA. RefSeq names its product mitogen-activated protein kinase kinase 6 (gene map2k6). Gene Ontology annotation, molecular function: MAP kinase kinase activity; ATP binding. Gene Ontology annotation, biological process: MAPK cascade; protein phosphorylation. NCBI's taxonomy places the organism in Eukaryota, Metazoa, Chordata, Actinopteri, Cichliformes, Cichlidae. Bases 296 to 1375 code for a protein of 359 amino acids. The record is from RefSeq and is a predicted model, not a curated record. The transcript has 12 exons.
CACAAGCCUCCGCGGCCCAAGCAGGAAGAACGUUCUCUCGCAGGGGCUCACACUGAUCCAAGUUAGGAGCUUUCAGCUGCCAGCCUUGGCCCAUCAUGUAAGUGCUGCGGAGAAUUCUUUGCAGUGCAUUUGCAGAAUUACCUGAUUUCCCGACGGCCGUGCAUCCGUCCCGGCGCCCUGCGCACGGACGCGCACGCUUCGGACGCGAAAAGGCUCCAAGUGCAUGAAGAUCGAGGCUUGUGUUUUUGCAUCUUUGUUGCAGAAAGCGAGCCGCUGAAGCUCCAGUGCGAGGGCGAUGGAGGGAGGGAGUGAGAAAGAAGGCAAAGUCUUUUGUGCUUCCCCUCCCCCUCAUCAAAGCAAAGGGGAAAUGUCUCAGCCGAAGGGAGGUAAGAGGAAGCGGGUGCUCAAGCUCCCCAAGGAGGCGUUUGAGCAGGCUACCAGUACCAGCUCAGUACCCCCCAGAGAUUUGGAUUCGAAAGCUUGUGUAACAAUCGGAGAGAAGAAUUUCGAGGUGAAGGCAGAUGACCUGGAGCAGAUCUCCGAGCUCGGCAGAGGAGCGUACGGCGUGGUGGACAAGAUGAGACACGUGCCGAGUGGCCUGAUCAUGGCUGUUAAGCGGAUUCGUGCCACGGUGAACACUCAGGAGCAGAAGAGGCUGCUCAUGGAUCUGGACAUCUCCAUGAGGACGGUGGACUGCUUUUACACCGUCACCUUCUACGGGGCACUAUUCAGAGAGGGCGACGUGUGGAUCUGCAUGGAGCUGAUGGACACCUCCCUCGACAAGUUCUACAAGCAGGUGAUUGAGAAGGGCCUGACCAUCCCCGAGGACAUCCUGGGAAAGAUCGCUGUCUCAAUAGUAAAAGCUCUGGAGCAUCUCCACAGCAAUCUGCAAGUCAUACACAGAGAUGUGAAACCCUCCAACGUCCUGAUCAACACUCAGGGCCAAGUGAAGAUGUGCGACUUUGGCAUCAGCGGCUACCUGGUGGACUCUGUGGCUAAAACCAUGGACGCUGGCUGCAAACCCUACAUGGCGCCGGAGAGGAUCAAUCCCGAGACCAACCAGAAAGGCUACAACGUCAAGUCGGACAUCUGGAGUUUAGGAAUCACGAUGAUCGAGCUCGCCAUCCUGCGCUUCCCGUACGACUCGUGGGGGACACCUUUCCAGCAGCUGAAGCAGGUGGUGGAAGAGCCUUCGCCCCAGCUUCCCGCUGACCAGUUCUCCCCUGAGUUUGUGGACUUCACCUCUCAGUGCUUAAAGAAAGUUUCCAAAGAGCGGCCGACUUACACAGAACUCAUGCAACAUCUCUUCUUCACCUCCCACGAGGCCAAAGAAACCGACGUGGCUAGCUUUGUGAAAGUCAUCUUGGGAGACUGAGUGCACUGGAGGGAGGGGGGGGAUCUGUUAAAAAAGAGGAAAAAAAAAAAAAAUCCAAGAAAAAGCACCAAUCGCAGCUCCCCCCCCAUCCCAUUUACCCGCAGGACUCCCUCUCACCCCUCCCUCCAGUGGCAGACAAACGGAGCCCAGAGGAGCCGCUGACGAAGCAGAACGAGGAGUCUGUCCCCGCCCCCCACCUGGCCUCAGCCCCCCCUCUGUGCAUCACCUGGCACGUUGGGAGGAAUUUGGGAGACGGGAGCCUCACACAAAAUCUGGAGUAAUUUAUGAUGUGUGUAUGCAAAGUCUCCCCCUUUGAUUCGAUUUGCCCCGCCGCCGUGCUCCUCCUCGAGCGCUGUUGUUAGCGCGCUGACUCUGUGGCCUCCACAAGGGUCGAGUCAUAGUUUCUUUUUGCUGAAAAGCAGAAGCGAGAAGAUGUGCAGAUUAUAUAAAAAAGAAGAAUGAUAUAAUCUAUCUGUGUAUAAUCUAAAUGUUUGCAUACUCGAAGCAAGUGUUGCAUCAGAUUAUUAAUUGACUGCAUGUACAGAAUAUCUCUCUGGGUAAAAACGGGCUCAUGUGGCCAGUGAGGAACGGAGAGUCCGAUUGUUGACUUCAGGGGCUCCCCCCGGUGGUCACAAAGAGGUACUGCACUUACACUGCUUUCCCCCCUGAUUACAGUGGAGGUCAACUACACGUUUUGGGCUCUUGGCUGCCUGUGAGCGUGAAUGUGUGUGAGCUCGUGCAUGACGUGUGUGUGGGGGGGGCAUGUUGACAGAGCUGCACGGCUCCAGAUGCAAGUAAAAACGCAGUUUUCGUGCUCCGCAAAUUUUUUUAUGGAUUUUCUGCAGCCUCGCUGUGCCUGUAAGAGCUCAACAGGCAGGCUACACUCUUAGGUUGCUUUAACAGUACAGGCGGCUGUGCAUCUGCACGUCAUGUUCAAAUGUGAAGCACGUAAUAAAGAGCUUUAUUUUAAAACUAGUUAGUACGGUAGUCGGGUACAAGUAUAGACUGUAUAUUAAAGAUGGAAAUGGCCACCAUGACGCCACCGUGUCAGCAACCUUCUGUAAUUUGAAAGGUGUCUAAAUAAAUUGUGAAGUUGUGCUUUUUGGUGUGACUGUGCCCAUGUGGUCGGGGUGUCAGCAAACUCAACGAUGACUGCUGGUUUCAAACACGCCCAUUUAUUUUUAAUGUAUUUUUAAUUUGACCCCCCCCCCCAAAAAAAAACCCCAAACAAAAGAUGUGAGAACAAUGAAAGUUCAGAAUAGGGAUCAAAUUUUUACACUUUACUGUAAUAUUGUAAAGUAAUGUAGCCAAACACACCAAAUUCCAAUAGAUUCCAAUAGGUAUGAGAUUCUGAGGUCCAGCAGCUUUGGCUGGUUUGAAGCCACUGACUGCUCCGUCCCUGAUCGGCCCUGCGUGAAGCUGAAUCGCAGAUCUUUGAGACAAAGCCGGAGCCGAGUCGCAGCCGUGCAGCUUCGUGUCGCUCACACACACUGGGGUGUGUGUUUGCGUGUGCGUGUGGACUGUGUGGGGGAAGAUUUUCUCCUUGUUGUCUGUACUGAGCCAAUCACAACCCUCUCCACUCACCAUGAAAAGAACUGGAUACUAUUGCUAUUAUUAUUAUUAUUAAUAUUAAUUAUUGUUAUUAUUUAGAUCCAGGUUUUUUCUCCCCCCUUCGACAUACUUACUGCAGUUUCUCUUAUUUAUUAUAACUGCUGUUUUCCCUUUGGAAACUUGACCGAACCAUUCGAGACUCUUCUCAUGUGUUUGUGUGAGCUGUGUAUGGUUUUUGUUUUUCUUUGUUUUUUUGGUCGUGUUCUUCUUGGCUCAAACACGUGAAAUGCUUUUAAUCUGUAACUUGCAAGCCUUCUGUGUGCCUCUAUAUAGAAACCGUCUAAGGAAAAUGACAUGUUAAGAAUGAUGCAGGGAUCCGCUCCCUCCCUCCUCACACGCUGCAUGGCAUCAUAAUCCCACGUUGUGUUCCUUGUUGUACUGUAGUUCAUGCUCGAUUGUCUGUGUUUUAUGUUUUUAUGCUUGUGUUCAUGUCUCUCGUUGCCUUUGUUCUUGGCUUCUUUCUCGCAGUGAUUUCUGUGGAGGCCGAGCUGAUGCCUUCUAGAUUUCAUGUAAGAAUUACUCUGAUGUCAAAACGGGAAACUUGAAGUGUUUUAAGUGGCAGAGCGGCGAGGCUUUGUCCUGGUUUGAGGAUUUACAUCAUCUUCACGCCUUUUAAACAUUAUAUUGCUGAAUUAUCACGUAGUUUCUAAUUUUGACUUUUGGGGCCUUAAACUGUGGCAAAAACUGAACCAAAAACACUUCUAAUCUGUUCUGACGACCAAAUGAACUGACAGGACUUUUAGCCCCGACUCUGCUCGACGUUACAGCAUCGAUAAAUCGUCACUAUACAACCACAAACCCUAAAACUCGGUGGUCCACCUUCAGUCGAUUUAGCUGUUAGGGUUGCUGUUAAACUCUGGACAUCAGCACCAUUUAAAGCUGUAUCUAUUCCUGUUUUAGGCAGUCACAACAAAAGGCUUUUCCCCCAGACACUCAUGUCUGCCAACACUCCCUCAGGCGUGGUCUGAUUUUGCUGCUAAUAUCGGAACAGAUCCGGUAUACACACCUGCAAACACAAACAAUCUCAGCCGUAACCAGAGCUAACUGAGAGAAAACACAAACUCCAUUUAACAAACUGGAAGGAGAUGACAAUGCUCCUAAUUCUUCGUUACCACGUCCAUAAAGAAGACUUCAGUUUUCCAUUCCAGCGUUCCUGUCUCCAGGAUCAUACUGUGCACGCAUCCGUCCGGGUCUCAGAUAUUGAAACACAGAAGUGAGACGUGCAGCAGCGAAACAGACACACACCCCUCCCUGAACCCGAUUAAAGCUGACUUAGGACCCAGUUGGACUUGAUGCCUCAUUGUGUAGAGGCUUCAAACACACAGGAAAUGUAGUCGGAAUAAACAAACCUGUGUGGCACUGGGCCUUUACCCGACUAGCUGUCCUCCCUGAAGUUCAAGAACAUGUUAAACUCAUAGAAGACGUCUGAAUAAUGAUGAGCUUUGAUUAAGAAGUCAGAGGACACGUUUCCUCCUCAACACUUCAGCUUACUCGGAUCUUCCUCCUGGGAGGCAGCGCUGCUCCAACAUGCUACCUCAGCGUGCGGGUACAACACCUUUGAUUUUCCGGAAAUUAGUCACCACGGACUCCAACACAGUGAUCCGGAACGCUGUGAGACCCAUGUGGGUGUCUGAUCGAACCGUCUCGUAACCAAGUGAACAGCAGAAACGUUGGCGCCCAUCAACCUUUCGCUAUUGAACUAAACUGAAGUCGAUGCAGAGCUUAGACAUGUUUGAGAUUUCUAACGGACUUUAAACUCAUGGAUUCAUGGUUGGAAAAAAUGUGUUUUUAGCUUUUAUUUUUUGUCAACCAGGACAUUUUUACGACUGAGCAACCACAUUUACCCCGAAAACAUCAUCUGUGGACAUCUGGGGCUCUAUUUAAAAGAAAUAAUGUUCUCUCUGCUGUUUUGCCAGCCUCCAAAACAAAGUCUCCUGCCCUCAGUCGAGUACAGUCCGCUCUGUCAUGUUAUCAGGGAAGUUUCCUGUUUUGAUGCAGAGUAAAAACCUUCCUUUCACCCUAUAACCUGUUCCCCGUUGGGCUCCAGUCCCACAACCUUUGGCUUAGAUAAUUCCUUGAAGUACUGCGAACACGCCCAUGCCCGCCUUGCAAAGCUUCCUUAUUUUUCUUUAUAAAGCUCUCACCGUCCUCUAUUUUUCAUCUAUAGUUCUCAUUUUCUGACUUCACCAACUGUUUCUCUGUGGUGAAGUUGAAUGUGAGGACUGGUGGCAGACAGAAGUCACCGCGGUGAGGACAUUUAAGGGCUUCCUCAUUAGUGCAUUUCUGUACCGAAGAUGGAAAUAUACUGGAGAGACUUUUAAUUGCCCCUAGUGUUUUUAGUCCAUGAUGAAAUUAACAAAAUUCAAGUCACACUUUUUGGAAGCAGAGCGAAAUUAUCUGUCACAGGUCGAGCCUCGAGAAUCUUUUUUUUCCAUUAGGUUAAUCACCAUUUUUCACUAACUUAGCAAAUGUGACCAAAGAGCUGGAGCCAGGCUUAGGGGGCCGGGAAAGGUAGUCGGACUCGUCAUGGCACGCGUGGACUCGGAGCAGUGGAUUUAGGUUUAUGUGGUGUUUGUAGGUGUUUUAAGUGCCUAACAGUACAUUUCUGUGGUGUACAUUUACAUUGAAACACUUGUCUGUCUUCGUGAUUGAUGCUUAAACACUGUUUUGGUCCUUCAGUUCCUGUCCUGGACCCACUGACACUGCAAUUUGCUGUGAUGUUUUGCACUGUACCGAGGAGUCAUAUCACAUUGUCACAUUUACGAGUGUGUUACUGUAAGGAAGCAGUCAUUCAGUCGAUGAAGGGUUGCCCUCUGUGUGGUCAUUUUCCAUCUUUUUCUUUUUUUGAGAGAGAGAGAGAGAGUUUGGAGUUAGAGGCUCUGACUUUUAUUUAACUGAAAUUGUGAUACUGUAAAAAUUCUCAAAUAAUACCAAGAUUUUCUUCAACUGCUCAGUUUGUUUUUGCUGCUGUUUGCACUGGUCAGCCAUGCUUAGUCUGUACAGCUGUCAACAUCAACGAUGAAGGGUGACACUGACCCGACGAAAACCUGUUACAGAGCAAAGGCUUUUAUUGUGAAAAACCUUUUUGCAAAAGCCGAUCACGUUUGGUUAUCAUGUUACAGGUUCGCAGCCUUCUAGUGAUUCUUGCCCACAAAUAUAAAUCAGUGGAAACAUUUAGUGCCACCGUGGAAACGAAACCAAAACCCUUUAGUGUAAAUUUAGUGUAAACCCUUUAGUCUAAAUAAAAAUGAGCCAUUUUCACACAAGCUCUGCAGGCUGCAAGGAUGCAAACGUAAACCUGAAGCCUCAGUCUCAUUUAUGACCCUGUUUUUACACAGGACUGAUUUUGUAUUGCACUAAUUUUGUUUAUCAUACCUGACCUGUUUCAUUUAUCUAUGAAAGGUUUUUAAAUGAUUCUGAUGUCUUUUUGUCUUUGAUGCAGACAAAGGCCACACAGCUAUUUCACUCUGACUUUUGGCCUCAAGUAUUUGCUUCAAGCCUUACGCAGCAGUAAAUCACAGCGCUCGUUCUGUUAGCGCUGAUUCACCACAAACAUCACAAUGUAGUCGUUAAACUCAUUGCUCCACCACGAGGCCAAUUCCUCUAAACGACACUCUGUAGGAGAAGAGGUUUAAAAAGAUGUGGCAGCAUCUUUUUAAACCGGCCGGGGUUAUUAAUGAGGUCACUCAGUCACCUGAAGGUUAAACAGAGUUUACUGUGAGUGUAGAGCUGACUAACUGCUGAUUGGGUGUCAGAAGACAGGCAGCUUCCUGUUGUCUGCUCGGUGCGAGGGCAGCCUCGGCCAGCGUCCUGACCUGCGUUCACGUGUGAAAAUGGCUUCACUCGGCGUGACCGAACGCCUGCCGAGAGCUUGUACAACUUUAAGUGUGGGGAAAAUUUAAGUUUAUGGUUUCAGUUCAGAGGAGAUUAAAUUAAAUAUUUUAUAGUUGCCACUGUUUGUACAAUAUGAAGCCAUAAAAGUCCGAAUUAUGACAUUCCUGGAAAAUCUUUUUGGAUCGCACGCCGCUUCCCAAACAUGUCCACACAAUGUGCACAUGGUAAAUUGCAUUUUUUUUGUAGUUUCACAAAUUUUUUCCACAAAAUAAUUCCGAAAAAAAUCUUAAGAUUUGUGUUGAAGAAAUCAUUUGAAUUGUGUAAUUUUGCUUGUUCUGCCAAAACACAAGAAUAUAUAAUGUAUGCAGCUCACUAAUGGGACACGUGCUACUGAAAUACAGACAGAAGCACGAGACUGACUUUAUGUGGUUGCUGUUCAGUUUGUGCAUCAAGUUCUUCAUAACUUAAAGCUACUUUAGUUUCUCUUACACUGAAAAGAAGCAUUUUAUUAAAUUAUAUAUUUGGGUUUCCACGAAGGACAGUUGUACAGACGACACACACACACACACUAAUGAGAAACACAGCAGGUUUUGUCUGAGACCCUUCUAACUCCACGCAACUCUUUGUUUCCUCUGCUCAGCGCUGACAUUUCUGGUCCACAGUUGAUUCAUGUUCACUUCUCAAUAGGCUGUAAUGAGAAAAGAGUCGAGUCUAAUCACACGUCACAUGGGAUUUUCCUCUGUGUGUGUGUGUGUGUGUGCACAUUUGUCUAUCCAUCGGUGUGCUGGCCAGAGAACUCUGCUAUCUUUACUCUGCUCUUCCUCUUUGGGAAGAUGCUGCCAAAUAAAACAGUCAUCAUGCUUCUCCUCCUUCGUCAGAGCUGCACCCAGAGAACGGUUUUCCUUUUUGUUUCAGUGCUGCCUGCCUGCCUGCACGUGGGAAUUCCCAUCCAUGAGUCUAUUUGUGACCCGCUCUCACCUGCUGAGUAAACCUCGGUCGCUGUGGGUCAGCAAGGGUAGGAUGUCCGAGUGGAAACUGUCCUUAGUGAGCAAUCUGUUUUCACAUCCCACCACAAUUCACCCUCUUAACCUCCAAGUUCAUCUGUGCAGCAUCCAACAGCAGGCAUCCGUUAAAUCCAGUAGACGAUUGUUCUUUACUGGAACGUCACGCAUUUAUUUAUUUCUUCUUUUUUUGAUUUUGAAUGUCAGACAGAGAAUCAGGAAAUUUUGCUCACCUUCUUCCUCGUCCUCCAAAUGCGUCAGCAGAUGAAUGAAAUACAUCAAAAAGCCUGCUUUGUGUGGGAGGCUCCUCCAGGCCUUUGGACGUGCGUUUGGCCGGAUUAUAUCGAGUGUAAA